Molecule: messenger RNA, 1356 nt
Organism: Uncinocarpus reesii 1704
Lineage: Eukaryota; Fungi; Ascomycota; Eurotiomycetes; Onygenales; Onygenaceae
Exons: 2
Coding region: 1-1356 (451 amino acids)
Biological process (GO): C-terminal protein methylation
Cellular component (GO): endoplasmic reticulum; membrane
Molecular function (GO): protein C-terminal S-isoprenylcysteine carboxyl O-methyltransferase activity
Source: RefSeq, a predicted model, not a curated record
AUGGCGGCGGCUUCCACUUCGACAAAUCCUAGCCCCGAGAUUUCUUCUUCGACUGACUCUCAUUCAGCAGCUUCCGGCUGGAAACCACGGCCAAACUUCCCCCCCGGCGCUAGCAGCCCGGACAAGCCAAUCAUUGACCCAGUAUAUCUUCCAGGCGGAAAGAAAUCUCUCUCAGGAAUAUCCAUUCGCUCGUUUUUACUUGGCCAGGCUGCAGGCACCUGUGCCGUUUUAUCUGCAUUGCUUUACACUGGUUCUAACCCGCUAUGGCGCGUUCCGUUCUUCGUCGCAACGUUAGCCUUAUUCCACUUUCUCGAAUACUACGUUACCGCUCGGUAUAACAACUACUUUGCAAAGAUUUCCGCUUUUCUAUUGACUCAGAAUGGCAUGGCUUACAACAUCGCCCACGGAUCUGCAGUCGUGGAGUGUUUACUCGCUCAUACAUUCCUUCCAGAUCGAUAUUUUCAGCUGACGGGCGCAGUCUUCGGCGGAAUAAAAUACCAAGUGAUGCUAGGGCUGGCGCUGAUGGUCGUAGGUCAAAUUGUUCGAUCUCUGGCAAUGGUACAGGCAGGAGUUAGUUUCACACAUACUAUUCAACAUCAUCGAAGGGAGGAGCAUCGGCUGGUAAAAGAUGGGAUUUACAGCAUUCUUCGACAUCCAAGCUACUUUGGAUUCUUCUGGUGGGGCUUGGGCACGCAGCUGGUGUUGGGAAAUACCGUUUGCUUCUUGGGAUAUGCUGUUGUGCUCUGGGAGUUCUUUUCCUCGCGAAUUCGGACCAUAUCCUACCUCAUAUAUCUCCCUGCAUCCUCCUCCCAGCGCACCGGCAGCCCAUCCAUGUGCCACGUCCGCACCCACAUUCACAACAUCUGCAAGUGCGAAACUCACCAUAUCCGCAUCUGCAACACCUUUCAAAUCCCGCCAUGUCCCUCAUACCCCGCCGGCAGCUCCCGCUUCCUUCAAGUCCGCAACUCCCAGUUCAUCCCAGGGAUUCUCUCGCAUUGUCCAAAUCUUGACACUUAUCCGGAUGUCGUGGACCCCUAUCCGUGCUCGAAACACUGGAAUAUGUUAGGGGAACAGCCUUGUCUCGUGCUGGGCCCUCCCCGAACAGAAUCUCGAUAUGAAUAUAUUGACGGAGGAUCGGAGACAUUGGAGGCACGAGAAAUCUCAGGAAAGAGCCACGGCAAACUAGAUAAGGGUUCGAAACACUUUUUAAAUAAUCGAGGCGAGCGGUGCGGUUCACAAGGCCAGACACCGUCCGAAUUGCGUGAACAGCGCAACCAGUCUCCUGGAAGCCGCCGAUCCAAUGAUGAAAAGAAGUGCUGGCGAAUUUGGAAUCUAUGGGGCCUGCUCGAUUCGUGA